CGGGCGGGGCUCGCUUCUGCAGCAGAGCCUCCACAACAUCAUCACUGCUCCCGGUACCACUACUGCACACAGUACUACUACUGCUGCUCCUAGUACUGCAUCCAGAACCGGAGCGGACCCAGUGUGAGCCCCGGAGCACCGACCCGCCCGCCGCUUCCUACGAGCCCAUUGGACGAAGAUACAGAAUGUUUGCCGGCGUGUCCGGGCGGAUCCAGAAGGACCGUCAGCGUGCCGAGGGUCUGGGCUCGGUGCAGCAGGCCGUACGCUACCAGAACCAGGACUACCAGGCCCUGAAGGACCAGUGUCUGCAGACCGGGUCCCUGUUCCAGGACCCGGCGUUCCCCGCAGAGCCCGCCUCUCUGGGCUUCAAGGAACUCGCUCCGUUCACCGCCAAGACCAGAGGCGUGGAGUGGAAAAGACCCACGGAGCUGACAGAGAACCCUGAAUUCAUUGUGGGCGGAGCCACGAGGACAGACAUUUGUCAGGGAGCGCUGGGAGACUGCUGGCUGCUCGCUGCCAUCGGUUCUCUGACUCUGAACGAACGUCUGCUGCAUCGCGUCGUUCCUCACGGUCAGAACUUCGGCCACGAUUACGCCGGCAUCUUCCACUUCCAGUUCUGGCAGUUUGGGGAGUGGGUGGACGUGGUGAUUGACGACCGUCUGCCGGUUAAAGAUGGAGAGUUGCUGUUCGUCCACUCGGCCGAGGGGAGGGAGUUCUGGAGCGCUCUGCUGGAGAAAGCCUACGCCAAGCUGAACGGCUCGUAUGAGGCUCUGUCCGGCGGCAGCACCACGGAGGGUUUCGAGGACUUCACCGGCGGUGUGUCGGAGAUGUACGAGCUGAAGAAAGCUCCCCGAGAUCUUCAUCGUAUCAUCAGCAAAGCUCUGGAGAGAGGAUCGCUGCUGGGCUGCUCCAUCGACAUCACAAGCGCCCUGGACAUGGAGGCGGUGACCUUUAAGAAGCUGGUGAAAGGCCACGCCUACUCUGUGACCGCACUCAGAGAGGUGGAGUACCGUGGCCGUCAGGAGCGUCUGAUCCGGAUCAGGAACCCGUGGGGUCAGGUGGAGUGGACCGGAGCCUGGAGUGACGACUCAUCUGAGUGGAGCUCCGUUGAUUCUGCAGAGAAAGACGAGCUGCUCUGCAAGAUGGAGGACGGAGAGUUCUGGAUGUCUUUCCAGGAGUUCCUGCGUCAGUUUUCCCGUCUGGAGAUCUGUAAUCUAACCCCCGAUGCUCUGAGUAAGGACUCGCUCAGUUUCUGGACCACGACCAUGUUCGAGGGCAGCUGGAGGAGAGGCAGCACGGCCGGGGGCUGCAGGAACCACGCCAACACCUUCUGGAUCAACCCCCAGUAUAAGAUCUCUCUGCUGGAGGAGGACGAUGACCCCGAGGACGACGAGGCGGCCUGCAGCUUCCUGGUGGCGCUGAUGCAGAAGGACCGCCGCCGUUUCCGCCGCGGCGGCCAGGACACGCACACUAUCGGCUUCGCCGUCUACCAGAUUCCUGAGGAGCUCCGUGGCUGUCCCAGCGUCCACAUGAAGAAGGACUUCUUCCUGCGUAAUGCGUCCUGUGCGCGCUCUGAGACCUUCAUCAACCUGAGGGAGGUGAGCGCCAGGCUCCGCCUCCCUCCUGGAGAUUACCUCCUCGUCCCCUCAACCUUCGAACCCGCCAAGGAGGCCGACUUCGUCCUGAGAGUCUUCACCGAGAAACAGGCGGACACACAUGAGAUGGACGAUGACGUGGAGGCUAACUUCGAAGAAGAGGAGGAAAUCUCUGACAGUGACAUCGACGAUUCCUUCAGAUCCAUGUUCGCUCAGCUGUCUGGAGACGAUAUGGAGAUCUCAGUGCGGGAGCUGCGGACCAUCCUAAACCGAGUCGUGUCCAAACACCGAGACCUGCAGACGGAUGGUUUCAGCAUGGAGUCCUGCAGAGGCAUGGUCGGACUCAUGGACAAAGAUGGCAGCGCUCGGCUCGGUCUGCUGGAGUUUCAGAUUCUCUGGAACAAGAUCCUGAAGUGGCUGGGCAUCUUCCGAGAGUUUGAUCUGGAUAAAUCUGGAUGUAUGAGUUCCUACGAGAUGCGUCUGGCGCUGGAGAAUGGCGGGUUCAGACUGAACAACAAGCUGUAUCAGACUCUGGUUGCUCGCUACGCCGACAACGACAUCAUCGACUUCGACAACUUCACCUGCUGCCUCGUCAAACUGGAGGCCAUGUUCAGUAGGUUCAUGCUGCGUUCAGGGCCCCGUGUUCAGUAGGUUCACGCUGCGUUCAGGGCCCCGUGUUCAGUAGGUUCAUGUUGCGUUCAGGGCCCCAUGUUCAGUAGGUUCAUGCUGUGUCAGGGCCCCGUGUUCAGUAGGUUCACGCUGCGUUCUGGGUCACGUGUUCAGUAGAGCACUAGGUGACUUUAA
Perca fluviatilis (European perch) is the source of this 2399-nucleotide messenger RNA. Its product is annotated as calpain-1 catalytic subunit-like. The transcript has 22 exons. Gene Ontology annotation, cellular component: cytoplasm. Bases 186 to 2246 code for a protein of 686 amino acids. Gene Ontology annotation, molecular function: calcium-dependent cysteine-type endopeptidase activity; calcium ion binding. The record is from RefSeq and is a predicted model, not a curated record. Lineage: Eukaryota; Metazoa; Chordata; Actinopteri; Perciformes; Percidae. Gene Ontology annotation, biological process: proteolysis.